Molecule: messenger RNA, 2864 nt
Organism: Halichondria panicea
Lineage: Eukaryota; Metazoa; Porifera; Demospongiae; Suberitida; Halichondriidae
Product: influenza virus NS1A-binding protein homolog
Exons: 3
Coding region: 114-2579 (821 amino acids)
Biological process (GO): protein phosphorylation
Molecular function (GO): protein serine/threonine kinase activity; protein binding; ATP binding
Source: RefSeq, a predicted model, not a curated record
UCUCGUUCUUGACUUUUUCGUUGUGUUGGCCACUACACAUACUGUACAGCUCUCUCUAUCUCUCUGUAACUUCACCUCUACCAAGCUUUCUAUACAGUACAGUAACGAAGACAAUGGCUGUAAAUCCACAAGCUUUCGAGCAGUUCACUCUGAGACAAGUUCGCAUCACUGAGAAUGAGUUUGGACAUGGUUCCUAUGCUGUUGUCAUGGAGCUAGAGUAUCGAGGACUGAAAUGUGCCGGCAAGAAGCUUUACCGAGUUCUCUACGAGACUGGAAUCGGGCAUGCAGCACGAAGGUAUCUGGAGGAGUGUCACCUGCUCAGUCAAACUAGACACCCCAACAUUGUCCAGUUUCUGGGAGUCUGUUUUGAGGAAGGCUCUCAGUUCCCCAUCCUAGUCAUGGAGUUUCUCCCCACCAACUUGACCAACUGUCUCGAGCGCUACGGUAUUCUCCCCGAUGAGAUCAACUUCUCCAUCCUCCACGACGUCUCACUGGGCCUGGUCUACCUCCAUGGCCAAACACCAGUCAUUGUGCACAGAGACCUCUCAGCCAACAAUGUCCUCUUGUCCACCAACAUGACGGCCAAGAUAUCCGAUCUAGGGGUUGCUCGAAUAUUGAACCUGACCCCUCUUCAAGUAAGUCGAAUGACAGAGACCCCUGGCACCCCAGCGUACAUGCCCCCCGAAGUGAUGAUUGCCGACCCCCACUACGACACCAGUGUGGAUGUGUUCUCCUUUGGGAUCAUGAUGAUUCACACCUUCACAUCAGAGUGGCCACUACCAAAGAUUGGCCAGACACGAAUCGAUCCUGCUAAUCCUGACAGACUGAUACCAGUAACGGAAGCUGAACGACGUGAACAUUUUCUUCGAAAGAUUUCCCCAAACCACCCUCUGAUGGACCUCAUCAUGCGCUGUCUCAGCAACAACCCUCAGCGAAGGCCUAGAGCAGCGGAGAUAGUGGGUCGGAUGGUGGGUGUGGUACUUGAACACCCUCCCUCCUUUGAGAACAGAGUGGAGAUGCUCCAGCGAGUGAGUGCCCUACUGACAGAGAAGAGGGAGCUUGAGGAGGAGGUUGUGAGGAAGGACUCGGCAAUCCAGGAGAAAGCAGAAGAGAUCAAGGCACUGGCGGAGGAGAAAAAACGACAAGAGGAAGAAAAUGAAAAUAGUAUCGAGCGUAUGCAGUUGGUGCACUCUGUGGAAACUGAUCAGCUCAAAAUCGAAAAUGACAACCAUGUAACUGAACAUAGUGUAGAGAUAGAGGAUCUCAGAGUUGAAUUGGAGCUCAAAGAAUCAUUGGCUGCCACAAAAGAUGCACUGGUGAAUUCUAAAGAUACUACCAUCGCUAGGUUAGAAACUCGAUGUAAGCAACUCACUGAAGAGGUGGAGCAACAAAUUGCCAUCACUCACAACGAGCUUGUAUCUAAAGCUACGAAAAUAGCUCAACUGGAAACAGAUGUCACCAAUCUCACUGCACAAGUGGAACAAGAGCAAAGAGUUAUUGCUGACAAAGAUUUGACCAUUGCUGAUAAAGUAUCAACUAUUUUUUCCAAAGAUUCGAUGCUUGCCUCCAAGGACACAUCCCUUCAGAAGAAGGAAACCACCAUUCAGAGUUUAAACAACCAACUCACCAAAACCAAGGACUACCUGACCAGCAAACCACAGUCCCUACAGGUUCAGUUGUCCUACAGUCAGUGCUCUGAGGCUCCAGUGAAGAUGGCUGGUGGGCAAGCGGUAACUAUCAAUGGCAAGGUCUACUAUGGUGGAGGACUCUGUGAUGACGAUGAUGACGAGUACUGUGUCCACUGUUACGAUCCGCCACAAGACGUGUGGUCAAAUCUGCCCAGACUUCCUGUACGCUAUUUUGGUCUAGGAGAGGUCAAAGGUGAACUGGUAACAGUUGGCGGUGUGGAUUCAUCCAGCUCUGCAUCCAACGUGGUACAUGAGUUUAAUGAAGGAAGGAACUGGAAACGGACGAUCCCACCCAUGCCCACAGCGAGGAGUUCACCAGCAGUCGUUAGUCUCCCAACACAUCUGGUCGUAGCAGGAGGUGUGUUGGACUAUGGUCCCUACACUGAUAAUGUUGAGAUCUACAACAUCAGCACCUCCCAGUGGAGCGAGACAGAUAGACUACCGUAUGCUUGUAAUGACCAAAGAGGAAUUGUCUACAACAACACAGUGUACCUAAUGGGGGGAUAUGACGGCGAGAAUCAAAACAAGGUGUGUGCUGCUCAAGUCGACAAGCUCAUCUCAGCAGACCGACAGGAUGAUGGGAGUGCCAACAAAGCCGACUCUGUCUGGAAUACAAUAUCCAACACACCGUCUUACCGGCCCUCCCCUGUAACGAUAUCCGACACCCUCUUUGCUGUUGGUGGACUGGAUAGUGGUAAAGCCACUCAAAGGAUCUACGCCUACUCAUCCUCGAUGGACUCCUGGCUCUACGUUGGUGAUCCACCAUCUCCUAUAGCAUACGCUGCCACUGUGUCACUGUCUCCAACAGAGUGCCUUAUGAUUGGGGGACUGAAUAAUGGGAAAACACAAUCUACCGUGUAUAAAAUUAGUAUCGCAGCAACUAUUUUUUGAGUGUUUAGGUAUAAUUAUUAAAAAAAAAUAAGUUCUUAAGAUUAUUCAUAUUCUGUGAUGAAUUGGCAUGAACAGAAGCAUGUUAGUAAGCACGAAUUGAACAAGCAUGUGCUUAUAGUAAUUAUGAUUGUAUUCAAUAUUAAUCGGAUAGGCUUCAGUAGAUUGCAAAUUAAAAUCAUUACCAAUUGAACUACAUGAGAAUUGUACUUGCGUACUGAUGGACAACAAUUAAUUUUGUCACAUAAUUAUUGCUCGUAUUAUAACGACAGCACAAAACAUGACCAA